Molecule: messenger RNA, 424 nt
Organism: Amoebophrya sp. A25
Lineage: Eukaryota; Dinophyceae; Syndiniales; Amoebophryaceae
Source: the annotation of a GenBank genome assembly
AUGGUAGACUGCUACUCAAUGGGAGUGUUGUGCUACGAGACGAUACGAGGCCAGGCUCCAUUCUGUGGUAACGAUCCGUUUGAAAUAUACCGAAAAAUUUUGAGUGAGGAUCCGACUUAGAUGGUAUACUAUGCAUUUGUGUGCCGAUGCCGAAAAUUCACGGAGAUGGAUGUCGAUGAUGAUUGUCAUGAUUGUGCCUAAAAAGAUGUAGACUGCGUUGAUCGUGUACUCCUGACUCUGACCUUGAUGCUGUAUCGAAGAGUGUAUCCACAACUCGCACCUCAGUGACUGACGAAAACUCCGGUUAGUUACUGAUCUUCUCAGAGAUGACGAAGGCGGUCCGACCAUGAUUCUUGGAAGCUUUUGUUGCAUCUUCCCAAGAGGAAGAGGAUGGCGGGAAGUGGUGUGCAGCUCUUCAAUUUUC